AUGCCGUGCAGGGCCAAACCCCGCGGCAACUCAGCCGAGGGGAGUUCUGAGGGCUCCGAAGCUGCCAGCAAUGACAAUGAGGAGGAGGAAACCGCACUCUGCUAUGAGGGACGCUGCCCUACACGCAGUAGUCAGUGCAGGAAUCUGUGGGGUCCACUGUCCCAAGUCAGCGACAAGUACUGUUUCGAGACCCUGAACAAGAACAUCGAGUCAGCCUGUGGGCCGGGCAUCAAGUGCAAACCCGAGUGA
Dibothriocephalus latus is the source of this 249-nucleotide messenger RNA. The record is from the annotation of a GenBank genome assembly. NCBI's taxonomy places the organism in Eukaryota, Metazoa, Platyhelminthes, Cestoda, Diphyllobothriidea, Diphyllobothriidae.